Molecule: messenger RNA, 2111 nt
Organism: Magallana angulata
Lineage: Eukaryota; Metazoa; Mollusca; Bivalvia; Ostreida; Ostreidae
Exons: 2
Coding region: 155-1591 (478 amino acids)
Source: RefSeq, a predicted model, not a curated record
UUUCUCGUUAUAGAUAUCAUAUCUCAAUACAUGUAUAAAAUGCAUCGAUCGACCGUUAUCUUACAGUGAUCACUUGAAGCAUAUCUAACAAACACGUUGGGUUUGUGUUUAUUUUUAAUUGCUUUGCAUACAAGCUAAAUACAUUUGGCUCAUAAUGGCUUCUGCUACUCGUUGGAUUGAUAAUCCAGAUACCAGGAGGAGAAAAAAUAAGGAAACUGAACAGGAAUGUUUUCAUAUUCGGUUCCAUUACUUGAGAUCAGAAGAGGUCGUAGAGAAAUGUUUUAUUGAAAAACUACCACCACACAUCAGGUCGAUUGAUAAAAGCAAGAAAAUUUGGAGAGGUUUAGACGGAGCCUACGGCGAAUACCAUGUUACAUUUUACCAAUCAUUUCUGACAACAAGACCCGCAUCUUUCGAAGACGACGUCCAUAACACGUGGUCUUCGAACAAACCCUCGACAGAGGAGAUGGCAUGCAUGGUUGUAACAGGAACAAUUUGCGGAGAGUCCACAAUUGAAAAAAAUGCUUAUUUUAUUGUUUUUCAGAAAGGUUUCGAAAAAAGUAUACUUACCUUUGAAAAAUAUCAUGGAAUUUUCAAUGAAAUACACAGUAAGCAAGAAAAAUAUGUACCGAAGCUGUUGCAUGCUGGUACAGAAGACAACCUCUGCGAAUUUGAGACGCGAUUUGUUCAACAAUGGAAUUUUUUGAGAACAAGGUAUAAUUCGAUUUUCCAUGGAUUUUUGUCAUUUUGCAUUUCCUUUGGAACAUUUUAUGUUAUGAAUAUUAAGAGCGAUUCAACGAUGAAUGUAGCGAAAUUAAACAAUCUUUUUAAAACAAUUAAAGAAAGAAAGAAAAAAGCACUUCAGACGGCAACAAAGUAUGGAAAGGAAAGAACACAUGUUAGAGUUCCAUACAUAUUUUCAUUUCAACCGGCUGUCUUCUCUAGCACUACGAAGCUGCGCAAAAUCAUCGAACAGUUUGGAUUUACUCGCGAUUCCGAUGAAAUGAAGAGGACAACAAUGGUUAAAUUCAAAUACCCAAACGUUGGAAAGCAUAACUUUGAUGAAAAUGGCGAACUAUUUCGGAUAGAAUUAUCAGAGAAUAAGUGGUUUAUGGCAACAGUUUUACCUGCACAAAGUUCAGCUCAACUUACAAGAAUCAAGUAUGGAUUGAAGUCUUUUAGAAAUGUGAAAAGUGAAAAUAUCAGUAAAAUUAACCUAAAAUUGAUUGAAACAGCCACAAAUGAAUACCAAAUGGAACCGUCUUGCGAUAUUCAUAGAGCAACAGAAAAAGUUUCAGAGUUGUACUCAGUAACUAAUUGGUUUGGAGAAAAAAAAGUAAAGCUACACAUCAAAACCACAACACAGUUAAAAGGGGAUGCUAAAAAGCUAGUACCUUGCAGUUCUUCAAAGCUAGUGGUUUUAGUGUUGCCUGAAAUUCCAAAUAGAGAUACAUCCGAGGAAGAAUUAAGGUCAUAUGCAAGACAUAUCUGGAAAUGGGCAAUAGAGUUUGCCGAGAAACUAAAAUUGGCUUUAAUCCCUGAAACAGAUCUAGAGAGAGAGAACACGUUACCUCCUCCAAAAAAUACAUGAGGCAUUCGUGACGCAUAUUUUUCAAAAUAAAAAACUAGUGUUUGUAUAUAAAUGUAGAUAAAUGCUGUAGUUUAUGACUAUUUAAUAUUCAUAUUGAUACAAAUCAUGAAUUCUUAAUUGCUGCCAAACAAAAGUAUGACUUUAUUUAGAUACCGGUAUCGUCAUCGUCGUUAACUUAAAUGAAAAUAAAUGAUUUGGAUAAAAUUUAAAAUAUAUUGGUGUUUGAUCAUGAUGAAACUCUAUUUAUUGUAUGAAAAAAAGGAAAAUAUGUUAGCUUCAUUAAAAUGAACAUGCUGACUUUUCUUUUAACAAUGUAAAAAUCAUAAUUUUUAUCGGUUGUGAUAAAAUACCUUUAAUGCUUGUUUCCUAUGCAUUCAUCUGUAUCCCGCUUUUCUGUAACAAUUGCAUUUGUAUCUACUUUUUAGUUUUAGAUAUUAUGGUUCAAACAUACAUUAAUUAUUAUAAAGCUAUCAUGAGUAACUGUAUUACUUUGUUGAAAUAAUUGAUUAAUAAAUCACAA